Musa acuminata AAA Group (dessert banana) is the source of this 2032-nucleotide messenger RNA. Its product is annotated as transcription initiation factor IIF subunit alpha. Bases 77 to 1678 code for a protein of 533 amino acids. Gene Ontology annotation, molecular function: DNA binding; RNA polymerase II general transcription initiation factor activity; TFIIF-class transcription factor complex binding. Gene Ontology annotation, cellular component: transcription factor TFIIF complex; nucleus. The transcript is spliced from 9 exons. Gene Ontology annotation, biological process: positive regulation of transcription elongation by RNA polymerase II; transcription initiation at RNA polymerase II promoter. The record is from RefSeq and is a predicted model, not a curated record. NCBI's taxonomy places the organism in Eukaryota, Viridiplantae, Streptophyta, Magnoliopsida, Zingiberales, Musaceae.
ACGGUUGCCAUUGCAAACGAAACAGCGUCGUCCCUCCUCUCCUCGCCGACGUAUUCUCACCGUGUCGCAAGCCGCCAUGAGCUUCGACUUGGUGCUGAAGCCGUGCUGCGAUGGAUGCGGGUCGACGUCCGACCUCUACGGCAGCAAUUGCAAGCAUACCACGCUCUGCCUCUCCUGCGGCAAGACCAUGGCGGCUAAUCGUGGCCGCUGCCACCUCUGCGGCGCUUUCAUCACCAAAUUGAUCCGGGAGUAUAAUGUACGGGCAAGUGCAAACAUGGAUAAGGCUUUCUAUAUUGGUAGAUUUGUAACUGGUUUGCCACCAUUUUCAAAGAAGAUUUCAGAGAAUAGAUGGUCUCUUCACAAAGAAGGUCUUCAAGGACGCCAACUCACUGACAAUUUGCGGGAGAAGUAUAAGAAUAAGCCAUGGAUAUUGGAAGAUGAGACAGGCCAGCAUCAGUAUCAAGGUCAAAUUGAGGGCUCACAAUCUACAACUGCGACAUAUUAUUUGCUAAUGAUGCAGGGGAAGGAGUUCCUUGCAUUUCCAGCUGGUUCCUGGUACAAUUUUAGCAAAAUUGCUCAAUACAAACAAUUAACUUUGGAAGAGGCUGAAGAGAAAAUGAACAAGAGGAGGCAUAAUGCAACUGGAUAUGAGAGGUGGAUGAUGAAGGCAGCAACUAAUGGGCCUGCUGCUUUUGGUGAAAUUAAGAAUGAGGAUGUAACCAAAGCUGAGGCUGAUGGAAGUGUCCGUCUUAAGAAAGGGAAGAGCAAUGAUGAUGGAAAUCAUUCUGACAAGGGUGAAGAAGAUGAUGAUGAAGAAGGGGCAAGAAAGAAUAGGCUUGGACUCAACAAAAAGGCUAUUGAUGAUGAUGAAGAAGGUGCAAAAGGAGGUGAUUUUGAUCUAGAUGAUGAAGAUAUUGAAAAAGGUGAUGACUGGGAGCAUGAAGAGACUUUUACUGACGAUGAUGAAGCUGUUGGAAAUGAUCCAGAGGAAAGAGAAGACUUAGCUCCUGAGAUUCCUGCUCCACCUGAAAUUAAACAGGAUGAUGAGGAUGAAGAUGAAGAAGAUGGUGGAUUGAGUAAAUCUGGAAGGGAGUUAAAAAAACUGCUUGGACGAGCCGCCGGAUUAAAUGAAUCUGAUGGUGAUGAAGAUGAUGAAGACGAUGAUGAUGAUGAAAUUGGCAUGUCUCCUGUGCUGGCUCCAAAACAAAAAGACGCCCCCAAAGAUGAACCAACAGAAAAUACAACUUCAAAAGCAUCACCUCCCUCAACAUCUGCCCGUUCCAGUCCUGUUACAUCAAAAUCAUCUAAAUCAAAGAGAAAAGCUGGGAGUGAUGAUGCAAAGAUUAGUAAUGGUUUACCUGCUAAGAAGGUGAAGGCAGACAAUUCAAAUGCUAAGGCUGAGCCUCCCACUUCAUCUAAACGUAAUGCGCCUCCAAAAUCAUUACAUGCUACAACUUCGAAACUUGGAUCAAUGUCUUCUACAGCUCCAGUGACAGAGGAUGAGAUUCGAACAGUUCUCCUUUCUGCCACUCCUCUGACAACACAGGACUUGGUUGCAAAAUUCAAAGCCAGACUAAAAUCCCAAGAGGAUAAGAAGGCUUUUGCGGACAUUCUCAGAAGAAUAUCUAAGAUACAGAAGGCUAAUGGUCAUAACUACAUCGUUCUGAGAGAGAAAUAGUUGGAUGCCAAGUAGAUUUAGUCAUCCUUGGCAUUGAGGUCAUGAUGAUAGCUUUGUGUUCGACUUGUGCAGAUGGAACUUUGGUGGGUACUACAGAAGCAAAGCUUGAUUCAACAUUUUUCCCGAUUGUGCUCAUAGUUUGGAGUCAUAUGCUCUGUUGCCCCAAGCACUGCAGAUGGUGACAUGACGUGUUGCCAUGGGGGUUGAAAAAGGUUAAAUUUUCUCGAUUAUUUGUGCACUCGGUAGAACAUGUUGCAAAUUGAUUUCUACUAAUUUGAUCGAUCGACUAGGUUUCUGCUGUGAAUUUGUAGCCAUUUGUGACUACUAAUCUGAUCGAUUGACUAGGUUUCCUUC